Molecule: messenger RNA, 954 nt
Organism: Megalops cyprinoides (Indo-Pacific tarpon)
Lineage: Eukaryota; Metazoa; Chordata; Actinopteri; Elopiformes; Megalopidae
Product: olfactory receptor 10A6-like
Exons: 1
Coding region: 1-954 (317 amino acids)
Biological process (GO): G protein-coupled receptor signaling pathway
Cellular component (GO): membrane
Molecular function (GO): olfactory receptor activity; G protein-coupled receptor activity
Source: RefSeq, a predicted model, not a curated record
AUGGAUAACUCCUCUGAGAUCACCUUCUUCAUUUUGGCUGUGUACGAGGGUGUAGGAAACAUGAGAUAUUUCUAUUUCAGCAUUUUGCUUGUUUUGAAUGUUACAAUUAUUCUGGCAAAUGUAUUGCUUAUUGUAGUAAUCUUUGUGGACCGGAGUCUGCAUGAACCAAUGUAUGUUUUUCUGUGUAAUUUAUUUGUGAAUGAAUUGUAUGGAAGCACUGCAUUACUUCCUGGAGUGUUACUUAAUCUUUUGUCAGAUACUCAUGAAGUCUCCAGUGCUUGCUGUUUUUUGCAAAUAUUUUGCGUGUAUACAUAUGCAUCUAUUGAAUUGUGUAAUUUAGCUGCUAUGGCUUAUGACAGGUAUUUGUCCAUCUGUCAUCCACUACAUUACAGCAAUAUAAUGACUGCUUGCAAAGUGUAUACAUUAAUUGUGUUCAUCUGGGUUUAUUCAUUUGUAAAAUUUUCAAUUAAUCUCUCAUUAACUUUGCAGGUACCAUUGUGUGGAAAUAUCAUAUAUAAAGUGGGUUGUGACAACUUCUCUUUGAUCAAACUAGGCUGCACAACCAGUAUGUUGAACAACAUUUAUGAGCUUUGUGGCACAGUUGUGACCAUUGCUGUCCCAUUGAUUCCCAUUUUAUAUUCAUAUGCAAAAAUUAUCAGAAUCUGUUACAAGUCUUCCAAAGAAGCUCAGAAGAAAGCUUUAAACACCUGUACUCCCCACUUAAUAUCACUCAUGAACUUCUCGUUUUGCAGUUUUUUUGAAAUUGUCCAAAACCGAUUUGAUUUGACUUAUGUUCCCUCAGUCAUGCGUAUAACAUUAUCAGUGUACUUUUUGAUAUGUACUCCACUGUUUAAUCCAAUUAUGUACGGAGUAAAGAUAACAAAAAUAAGGAAAGCGGUUCACAAAAUGUUAUUUGCUAAAACCAUUUUUCCACAGUUUGAAUUUGCUAAAUAA